AUGGUUGAUUAUGGAUUCAAGUUCAAGACCCCAACAGCGCGAACGAUAUCGAGUCUUCCCGCUAAGCUGUUUGGGCCAAGAAGCAAUGUGAUGAUCGUGGAUCCGGGGCUGAUUGGCUCUAUCGAGAACAAUGACAGCCUGAUAAAUACUAGUGUUUCCACUGAAGAUUUUGCGGGCGCGACAAAGGAGAAAAUUCUGAUCCCGGUGUGCUGCAGCAAGAAGCGUUGGUGCUGCAUUAUGCUGGACUUGGAGACGACGGACAUUUGCAUCUAUGACCCCAUGGGUUCUAGCUAUAUUAUCCGAGUUCGGGCACUUGCGGAGAAACUAGCUACAUGCCUACCAGACUAUACGCCAAGGAAAUACCGCGUUCAGCCAUACCAGAGCGAUCUAGGUGUUCAAGUAGAUUCGUACAACUGCGGUGUGUAUGUUCUGGUAGCGUUCGAGUUGUUUGCUGGUGCAGCGGGGCUGCCGUAG
Molecule: messenger RNA, 474 nt
Organism: Phytophthora nicotianae INRA-310
Lineage: Eukaryota; Oomycota; Peronosporomycetes; Peronosporales; Peronosporaceae
Exons: 1
Coding region: 1-474 (157 amino acids)
Biological process (GO): proteolysis
Molecular function (GO): cysteine-type peptidase activity
Source: RefSeq, a predicted model, not a curated record